AUGUUUAGCAAUGAGGUCACUGCAUGUUUACCUGAUCGGCGCCUUUGUCGAUAUCAAGUAGCUUGUGUACUUGAUAAAAGAAGUCACACAUUCUAUUUAGUUAGCAGUGACUAUACAAAAAGUGUGCAAAAAGAGAAGGACAAUGUUCAAAAAAAAUCUACUUUCCCAUCCCAUCCUUGUGCAUCAACUUAUCAGCAAACAGGCGUGUGUUCCAACCAUAGAAAUUACUUGUCUAAGCGCACAAAUGGGAAGAAUUAA
Echinococcus granulosus is the source of this 258-nucleotide messenger RNA. RefSeq lists its product as hypothetical. The transcript has 2 exons. Lineage: Eukaryota; Metazoa; Platyhelminthes; Cestoda; Cyclophyllidea; Taeniidae. The record is from RefSeq and is a predicted model, not a curated record. The coding region runs from base 1 to 258 and encodes 85 amino acids.